This is a messenger RNA of Diachasmimorpha longicaudata, 1325 nucleotides long. RefSeq names its product probable phosphoserine aminotransferase. The record is from RefSeq and is a predicted model, not a curated record. Lineage: Eukaryota; Metazoa; Arthropoda; Insecta; Hymenoptera; Braconidae. The transcript is spliced from 6 exons. Gene Ontology annotation, biological process: L-serine biosynthetic process. The coding region runs from base 148 to 1248 and encodes 366 amino acids. Gene Ontology annotation, molecular function: pyridoxal phosphate binding; O-phospho-L-serine:2-oxoglutarate transaminase activity. Gene Ontology annotation, cellular component: cytoplasm.
UGGCUUCGUCGAUCAGAGUGUUAGUGAGAGAGGGGAGGGACAGCAAUUUUAUACUCCGGAACUUGUGGACUCACAACCAGUUUCAUCGGGUUCAUUCAGUGCAUUCUAUCCAUCUUGAGAAGUUGUUCCCACAUUGGAGGAGUAAAUAUGAGUGGUAGAGUAAUUAAUUUUGGUGCUGGACCAGCGAAACUUCCAAAUGAGGUCCUGAAGAGUGUUCAGGAAGAAUUAUUAUCCUUCUCGAAUACGAAAGUGAGUAUUUUGGAGCUCAGUCAUAGAUCGGGCGAUUUUGCAAAAGUCAACCAAGACACUCAGGACCGCUGUCGUGAGCUCUUGAACAUCCCCAGCAAUUACAAAGUCCUGUUCAUGCAAGGUGGAGGUACUGGACAAUUCGCAGCUGUCCCCCUGAAUCUCAUCAGCAAGACUGGAGUCGCUGAUUAUUUCAUCACAGGAUCUUGGUCGGCAAAGGCAGCUAAGGAGGCAGCUAAAUACGGAAAAAUCAAUCAGGUGCUUCCGAAGACUAGUUCAUACACCGAAAUACCAGAUCACACGGCCUGGAAACUCGAUCCCAAUGCGUCUUACGUAUAUUAUUGCGCCAAUGAAACGGUCCAUGGUACCUGCAUAGAAUUCGACUACGUCCCUGAGACUAAGGGGAUUCCAAUAGUUGCAGAUAUGUCUUCCAAUAUUUUGACGAGGAAACUUGAUAUUUCCAAGUUCGGAGUAAUCUACGCUGGAGCCCAGAAGAACAUAGGCCCCUCUGGAGUGACCCUUGUGAUCGUUCGGGAAGACCUUCUGGGCAAUGCUCUGCCCAUUUGCCCUUCAGUUCUAGAUUAUACUGUCACGGCAAAAGAUAACUCUCUGUACAACACGCCACCAACAUUCCAGAUCUACGUUGUGGGACGUGUGUUUGACUGGAUAAAAGAAAAUGGUGGAGUCGAAGGAAUGGAGAAACUCUCUUUAAUCAAGAGUAAACUUGUCUACGAUGUUAUCGAGCAGUCCAACGGUUUCUACAAUUGUCCCGUGGUAUCGCACUCCAGAAGCCGAAUGAAUGUGCCGUUUAGAAUUGGCAACAACGAUGAGGAGCUGGAGAAAAAAUUCCUGGUUGGCGCUGUAGAGCGUGGAAUGCUCCAGCUGAAGGGACACAGAUCUGUGGGGGGUAUCAGAGCCUCGCUGUAUAAUGCAGUAUCUGUUGACGAUGCCCAGGAACUGGCCAACUACAUGAAGGAAUUCCACAAAUCUCAUGCCCAGUGAACACAACGAUAUUAUUAUUUUUUAAAACAAUAAAAAUUUGAUUAGUCCGUUUCGAAGGGCUCAGCUACUUGUCAAUA